GUAACGAACCACACAGGCUGAAUCACACACUGUGUACACAGCCGGGUCACAUCCGUAUUAUAUAUAUGUGACAGCAAAAACUUCAUGAUCAAAUCGUGUGAUGAUGAAGACGACCAUGGACGUGGCUUGGAUAAUUCUGCUUGCAACUUUAAGUUUACAGGUGGGUGUGGGGAGAUCGGAUUGUAUCUGGUAUGACGAAUGCAAGGACAGCAGUACUGGAAAACAGAAUUGUGCCUACAAUGGCACGGCCAAACCACUCACAGAUCCCAAGGCUUUACAGCGACUGAAACACUACUGUCCAGGCUUAUAUAAAGGUCCUGAUGACACUAAGACUUGCUGCAGUCCCAACCAGAUGUAUACCAUUGAGAAAAACAUGGGUCUUCCUGAGCAAUUGUUGCGUCGCUGUCCAUCAUGUUACUAUAAUUUCCUGGAAAUCUACUGCUUUUUGACCUGUAAUCCUAUGAUGAGUGACUCAGUUUCUGUCAAACAAUAUUCCGAUAACUACACUGUCGUAGAAUCGGUUAACUAUGUCAUGUCUAAGGACUUUGCUUUUGGAAUGUACAAUUCUUGCAAAAAUGUUGAAAUGCCGAGCGCUAAUGAGUUAGCAUUGAACAUGUUCUGUGGGCGUACCGCUGACAAGUGCACACCUUACAACUGGCUUCAGUAUAUGGGCGAAACCUCUAAUGGACAUACUCCUUUUGAGAUUGACUUCUACAUUCAAGAUGUUCCUUGGGUAUCUCCCACCAACAUAUCUAGUGUUCCCAUGAACUCAACAAUCACACCAUGUCAUAAAAAGUAUGGGAACGAAUCAGCAUGCAGUUGUCAGGACUGCGAGGCUAGCUGUGCACCAAUUCCUCCGAUCCCACCUCCGGCCGUGGAACCUAAAAUCCUUGGAAUCGAUGCCUGGUACUUUAUAACAGCAUGUUGUUACCUGGUUUUCUUCAUUAUUUUUGGAAUCUCUGUUAUGUGGCAUAAUAUCAUGACAAGAAACGCGUUUGGAAUUUAUACAGCAGAAGAGCAAGCACAUUCGGUGGAGGAGGAUGUCUAUAGAGUCAAUGGAGACAGCCAUGCGCGAAGGAAGAAGAAGAAAAUUAUGAAACGAUCUGACCAGCUACCAGCAGUUCAGAAAGAGGAUAUAAACUGUCUUGAAAAAAUGGGAGAAAAGAUGGAAUCUUUCCUACAAAGGUCUUUCCAGAGGUGGGGCACGUUCUGUGCUAGGCAUCCAAUCGUUGUAUUAAUAGUGGGAGUGAUCUUGGGUGGAGCACUUUGUGCUGGCAUUCCUUUACUCAAGGUUACAACUAAUCCUGUUGAGUUGUGGUCAUCCAAGACAAGCACAGCAAGGACACAGAAGGAAUACUUCGACUCUCAUUUCGGUCCAUUCUACCGAACAGAACAGUUGAUCAUCACUCGGCCAAACAACAACAGCUAUGUCAAUCACAAGUUACCCCCACCCAGUAUCGCAUACACAAACUACUCCAACUUAUUCGACAAUGCUUUCCUUCACCAGUUGUUAGAUCUGCAACUUCAAAUAUCAAACAUCACAGCAACCUAUGAAAACCGAACAAUUCGUUUAGAAGAUAUCUGCUUCCAACCUCUGUCUCCGGACAACAAAGGGUGUACAAUUCAGAGUCCUCUAGAGUAUUGGCAGGAGAGCCAUGAAAACCUGGACGCCGUCGUAUGGGAAACCAUUUACCAUUUCAAUAUCAAAGCCAACUAUCUUGAUCAUGCCGAGUACUGUAUCAGUGCGCCAGCUACAACAUGGGAUACCACAGGUCUUAACCAAUCAUGUCUCUCCGUCAGUGGUCAGCCGGUCUUUCCAUGGGUCGUCAUGGGUGGAUUUGAUGAUAACGACUACAAAUCAGCAACUGCCUUUGUUAUCACUUUUGUUGUCAACAACCAUCAUGACGAGUCACUAAAUGGACCAGCAGAGGCUUGGGAGAAAGAGUUUAUCAGUUUCAUGAAAAAUUUCUCUAGUCCAAACAUGACCAUUGCCUUCACCUCAGAGCGUUCAAUUGAAGACGAGAUCAACCGGGAGAGUAAUUCCGACAUCUUGACCAUCCUCAUCAGCUACUUGAUAAUGUUUGGGUACAUCUCUUUGACCCUUGGUCAGCUGAACUACUGCUACUGUCUCGGGGAACGUAUGGAUAGACUUCUGGUUGACUCCAAGAUAUUAUUAGGCCUGGCAGGAGUUCUCAUUGUGUUGUUGUCUGUCGGAGCCUCAAUCGGCUUCUUCAGUUACUGUAGUGUGCCUGCAACCUUGAUCAUUGCGGAGGUCGUACCAUUCCUCGCCUUGGCAGUCGGAGUUGACAAUAUCUUCAUUUUAGUCCAGAGUUACCAGAGAGACGUGCGGCCACCCUCAGAGUCCCUGGAGGACCAGAUUGGUAGAAUUGUAGGCCGCGUUGGACCCUCCAUGUUACUGUCUAGUCUCACAGAGACUGUAGCCUUCUUCCUAGGUGCCCUGACUGACAUGCCCGCAGUACAAGUGUUCUCUAUGUAUGCUGGUAUGGCUGUCUUCAUCGACUUCCUCCUUCAGAUCACAUGCUUUGUAGGGCUGAUGACACUGGAUGCCCGUCGACAGGAGAGUAAUCGGUACGACAUGUGCUGCUGUGUACAACUGCCUGUGGAAAAGAGUGAAAAGUCGGAGGGCUGGCUGUUCAGAGUGGUCAAAUACUACUAUUCACAUUUUCUAUUGAAGGAAUGGGUCCGUCCCAUUGUGGUUGUUAUCUUCACUGGAUGGAUGGCUGUCAGUUUUGCCUUUAUACAUAAAAUUGAUGUUGGCCUUGAUCAGAAACUCUCCAUGCCUGAUGACUCCUACGUACUUGACUACUUCACAAACCUAUCGGAGUACCUACAUGUUGGACCCCCGGUGUACUUUGUGGUCGAGGAAGGCCAAGAUUACGUGACAAUGGAGGGGCAGAACGAAAUCUGUGGUGGAAAUGGAUGUCCACAAGAUUCCCUGGCUGGACAGGUGUAUACUGCUUCACUCAGGGCUAAUUAUUCUCGCAUUGCCCAGCCUGUAUCGUCGUGGGUAGACGACUACUUUAGCUGGCUGAACUCCGGGGGACAUCCUCAGUGCUGUCGCUCCUACAACAAUAAUGGCAGUUUCUGUCCAUCUACAGUACCAGAUAAUACAAGUUUGUGUAAACCUUGCCAGCUUCAUGGAGCGAUCAAUGGCCAUCCUGUCAAGGAAGACUUUAUGAAGUAUCUUCCUUGGUUCUUGAGCGACAACCCAGGAACUGUGUGUGCAAAAGGGGGACAUGCAGCCUAUGGGAGUGCUGUUGAUCUUAUUCACAACAAGACCGGUGUUGGAGCUACGUACUUCAUGACGUACCACACCAUACUGAAGACCUCCACUGACUACAUAGAGGCUCUAAAGCAUGCUAACUCUAUAUCCCAGAACAUCACAGGUUUGAUGAAGUCCAAGGGGAAGCAAUACAAAGUAUUCCCUUACAGUAUCUUCUACGUGUUCUACGAGCAGUACCUAACGAUGUGGAAGGCAACUAUCCUCAAUCUUUCCCUCUGUGUGAUCGCCAUAUUUAUCGUGACAUUCCUGCUUCUCGGAUUUGACAUCUUUUCGGCGUUGAUGAUCGUCAUAACUAUCCUCAUGAUCAUCAUUGACAUGCUUGGCUUCAUGUAUCUAUGGGAUAUCUCGCUCAAUGCUCUGUCACUAGUCAAUCUGGUCAUGGCGAUAGGUAUCUCUGUGGAGUUUUGUGCCCACAUCACACGUGCGUUUGCUGUCAGUCUUCUCCCAACACGCGUAGAAAGAGCGAGAGACGCGCUGGCACACAUGGGUAGCUCUGUUCUCAGUGGAAUAACACUAACCAAGCUUGGAGGCAUCAUUGUGAUGGCAUUCUCCAAGUCUCAGCUCUUCCAAGUUUUCUAUUUCCGAAUGUAUUUGGGAAUGGUAGUUUUUGGUGCUAGCCACGGCCUUAUCUUCCUACCAGUACUUCUUAGUUAUAUAGGGCCACCACUGAAUAAAGCUAAGUUGUAUAGACAGCAAAAUGCCAAAAAAUCCUCAGACCACAUCCAGGAACAAGAUACAGCUGGCCUGACGGACAACGAUGAAUUAAAUGAUGAGCCCCCAGAUUACCAGUCCUUGUAGUCAUGGUGAUAUAGCAAGUCAUGUGAUAAUUUAUAGUCAAACAUUGUCGUUAAAGGUCUGGGAACUUAUCCAGUGAUACCAAUAUCCUAUGAUUCAAUGAUAUGAAGGUUGUGUGUUACUCUACCUACUGUUACUGGGAGUUUGUGACAGAGUGAUCUCCCUUCUCAGAUUUCACUAAAACCACGAAUUGGAUUAAUUUUUAACAAUAUAUAUAUAUAGUUUUGUGUUAGUUGUGUCAUCAAGCUGCAAUCAAAAGCUAUUCAUUCAUAAUAUGUUUCUGGGUUGGUAAAGGUAAAUGGCAUUAAUUUGAAGAAAUUUCUAGCUUUGGAAUGAAAUUGUACUGCAAGUGUCAAAAUUUAACAGAACUACCUUGCAAAUGUCAACAGAAACUUGAAUUUCAUGACUGAAUCAUCAUUAAUUAUAGUUAGGUAGUACUUUUUGUGAAUUGAUAUCUUAUUCAUUUAAUUUAUAAUACUUUAAAGUUAAAAUGGGGUUAUUUUUAACUGAAGAAAAAACCUUAAAAGACCUUUAUAAUUCUAUACAAAUGAUUUGAUUUGAAUACUACGGGUAUAUUUUUGAACUCACUUUGAAAGGAGAUCGUGAUACAUGUUGAAUGUAUCUGUAAAAUUAAUUUCUUGUUCUUGGAACUUAUGGUGAGAUAGUUUGACUAUCUAUCAGAUAUAUUGUAACCACUUCACCAUUAUGUAAACAAACAUGUUGUUUGUUGAUUUUCACCAUUAUGCAAACAAACAUGUUGUUUGUUGAUUUUCGUUCUUGCCGGAUAUGUGAUAAAAAUACUUGUGUGCAUAUGUUUGACCACGACACUACCACUCUGCCUUAUCCAGCCAUUGGUUUAGGAACAAUUCUCCAAAUGAUGUUUGGUCAUUUCAUUGUCCAGUUUCAGUGUCUCUACUUGUCUACAGAAUCCAUGGUAAUUGUAUUUGUAUACAUGUUAUUUAUCUUCGGUUAAAUUUUGCCAUUUUUGUGAGCAUGUGUUCAAUACUGAUCAUGAAGUGACAACGUUUUAAAAAAAAAAAAUCCUUCACUUUGUAAUGUUGAAUGGAAUAUGA
This is a messenger RNA of Pecten maximus, 5172 nucleotides long. RefSeq names its product NPC intracellular cholesterol transporter 1-like. Gene Ontology annotation, molecular function: lipid carrier activity. Gene Ontology annotation, cellular component: membrane. The transcript is spliced from 22 exons. Bases 101 to 4102 code for a protein of 1333 amino acids. The record is from RefSeq and is a predicted model, not a curated record. Lineage: Eukaryota; Metazoa; Mollusca; Bivalvia; Pectinida; Pectinidae.